AUGUCGCAGCAGUUCAUCCCUCUGUCCGACCUGGUGCCCCGCCCCGCCCCUCUGCGCUCGUGGGAACGGGUGCGAGUUUCACAGCCGGUGAACUGGGUUAUCGAGCUGAUCGCUGAAGCGACCGGGACGUUCAUUUACACCUACGCGGGGGCCGGCGCCACCGCUGCUUAUGUUCUAGGCAACAUCCUCAAGGUAGAGGGCCUCAGCAAUGUAUUCCAAAUUGGGUUGGCGUAUGCGGUCGGCAUCGCGCUCGCGCUCAUCAUUUGCUGGAGUUUGACGGAUUGGUUGAACGCCCAGCCAACGUCUGCCGGUUACUUCAGUCCUGGGUACAUCAUCCACGCCAUGAUUUUCAAGGGAUUCAACCCUUGGAAAGGACUGCGGUACAUCAUCGCGGAAAUCUUCGGGGCCUACAUCGCGUGCUUGUUGGUCUACGUUCAGUACAAAGUCCUCAUCCACGAAGCGGUCGACGCUCUGAUCGCGGCAAACCUAUACGACGCGCUGAUGUUCACACCCAGCGGCCCGGGAGGAAUCUUCGGCCUGUACGUUAGCCCCGGAUCGGACCUCACCCAAGUCCUCCUCAACGAGUUCGUCUGCGACUUCGUGCUCGGCCUCGCCGUCUUCUCCCUCACCGACCUCUCAAACCCGAUCACCACGCCGUCCAUGAUGCCCUGGGCCAUCGCGCUGUCCUACGCGGUCUUCAUCUGGGGCUUCUCCCCCGUCGGGCUCGCCGCGAACGCCGCGCGCGACGUCGGCGGGCGCCUCGCGGCGCUGACGCUCUUCGGGCGCGGGGCGGCGGGCGGGUCCUACGCGGCGCUCGCGGCGCUGACGAACAUCCCCGCGACGCUGCUCGCGGGCGCGUUCUACGAGCUCGUGCUCGCGGACUCGGCGCGCGUCGUGCACGACGGCGUGCGCUGGCGCAUGGGCGAGAGCGAGCGGGAGAGCGUGGGGAGCGUCGAGAAGGCGAGCGUCGAGCGGGCGUAG
Molecule: messenger RNA, 981 nt
Organism: Epithele typhae
Lineage: Eukaryota; Fungi; Basidiomycota; Agaricomycetes; Polyporales; Epitheliaceae
Product: aquaporin-like protein
Exons: 9
Coding region: 1-981 (326 amino acids)
Biological process (GO): glycerol transmembrane transport; water transport
Cellular component (GO): plasma membrane
Molecular function (GO): glycerol channel activity; water channel activity
Source: RefSeq, a predicted model, not a curated record